UUCUUUGGGCAUCAUAAACAACCACAGAACCACAAGUUGGGUAGGCUGGCAGUGUCAGCAGUGUAAGCCCAGCGCAGUGGUCAGCAGGGAGGGCGAAUCAUACCGAAUGUAAACCACAGACUUUCGCAGAGCGGUAAAAGAAAUCAUUGAAUUCCCCGCCUUCGGAAGAGGUGCAUUUUCAGAAGGAAACAAUGGCUUCAGACAGCAUUUUUGAGUCAUUUCCUGCAUACCCACAGUGCUUCAUGAGAGAAUGCAUACAUGGAAUGAAUGCGUCCAGAGAUGCUCCUGAUGCCAGCACGAGCCGCCGCUUCACGCCGCCUUCCACCGCGCUGAGCCCCGGCAAGAUGAGCGAGGCGCUGCCGCUGGGCGCCCCGGACGGCGGCGCCGCCCUGGCCAGCAAACUGAGGAGCGGCGACCGCAGCAUGGUGGAGGUGCUAGCCGACCACCCCGGCGAGCUGGUGCGCACCGACAGCCCCAACUUCCUCUGCUCCGUGCUGCCCACCCACUGGCGCUGCAACAAGACCCUGCCCAUCGCUUUUAAGGUGGUAGCUCUGGGGGACGUUCCAGAUGGCACCCUGGUCACUGUCAUGGCCGGCAAUGAUGAGAACUACUCUGCUGAGCUGAGAAACGCUACCGCAGCCAUGAAGAACCAAGUUGCCAGAUUCAAUGACCUCAGGUUUGUCGGUCGGAGUGGUAGAGGUAAGAGCUUCACUCUGACCAUCACCGUCUUUACAAACCCACCGCAAGUCGCCACGUACCACAGAGCCAUCAAAAUCACAGUAGACGGCCCCCGAGAACCCCGAAGACAUCGGCAGAAACUAGAUGAUCAGACCAAGCCCGGGAGCUUGUCCUUUUCCGAGCGGCUCAGUGAACUGGAGCAGCUGCGGCGCACGGCCAUGAGGGUCAGCCCCCACCACCCAGCCCCCACGCCCAACCCUCGGGCCUCCUUGAACCACUCCACUGCCUUUAACCCUCAGCCUCAGAGUCAGAUGCAGGAUACGAGGCAGAUCCAGCCAUCCCCACCAUGGUCCUACGAUCAGUCCUACCAAUACCUGGGAUCCAUCACCUCUCCCUCCGUGCACCCAGCAACACCCAUUUCGCCUGGACGUGCCAGUGGCAUGACAAGUUUCUCUGCAGAACUUUCUAGUCGACUUUCAACAGCCCCAGAUCUGACAGCCUUCGGUGACCCGCGCCAGUUCCCUGCGCUGCCCUCCAUCUCCGACCCACGCAUGCACUACCCCGGUGCCUUCACCUACUCCCCGACACCUGUCACGUCGGGCAUCGGCAUCAGCAUGUCUGCCAUGAGCUCGGCCUCACGCUACCACACCUACCUGCCACCGCCCUACCCCGGCUCCUCGCAGGCUCAGGGGGGGCCCUUCCAGACCGGCUCACCCUCCUACCACCUGUACUACGGUGCCUCUGCCGGCUCCUACCAGUUCUCCAUGGUGGGGGGCGAGCGCUCGCCCCCACGCAUCCUGCCCCCCUGCACCAAUGCAUCCACCGGCUCCGCGCUGCUCAACCCCAGCCUGCCCAGCCAGAGCGACGUGGUGGAGGCCGAGGGCAGCCACAGCAACUCGCCCACCAACAUGGCACCUGCCCGCCUGGAGGAGGCCGUCUGGCGGCCCUACUGAGGCGCCCACUGUGGGACUGAGUCGGUCUUCCCUGCAGCCCGGGCUGCACCUGCCGUCUAUGCAUAGCGAAGUCUGGGCUCUUGCCCACACAGAGCAUCCUCCCUGUGGCCCAUCCGCAGGUCUCUCAACCCGGACACAA
This is a messenger RNA of Nannospalax galili (Upper Galilee mountains blind mole rat), 1770 nucleotides long. It is a transcript of the gene Runx1, whose product is annotated as RUNX family transcription factor 1. The coding region runs from base 192 to 1631 and encodes 479 amino acids. Gene Ontology annotation, molecular function: DNA-binding transcription factor activity, RNA polymerase II-specific; RNA polymerase II cis-regulatory region sequence-specific DNA binding; ATP binding. Gene Ontology annotation, biological process: regulation of transcription by RNA polymerase II; regulation of cell differentiation; hemopoiesis. NCBI's taxonomy places the organism in Eukaryota, Metazoa, Chordata, Mammalia, Rodentia, Spalacidae. The record is from RefSeq and is a predicted model, not a curated record. Gene Ontology annotation, cellular component: nucleus. The transcript is spliced from 9 exons.